AGCAGAAUACAGUGAGAUUUGGCCAAAAAUGGAGGGUCGAAUUUAUACGCAAGCUGGAACGGUUUCAACAAUGUCUGAUGAAGAACGCCAGAAGCUUCUGAAAGAAAUCGAAAUGUUUCAGAUGAUCAAGAAAAAGCGAGAAGCGAUGGAAAAAGAAAACGAAAUGCUCAGCAGAAGAUGCGAGGAGUUAACAAUGAGUAUCAAGUGCCAAAAGCAUCAACGCCAAGAACUGAUGAAAGAGCGUAUCGAGCUGGGACCUGAGAAUGGAAAACUGGCAAAAGACGCAAAGAUUCGACUGAAAGCGUACAUAAAAUUGAUUGAGAGAGAAGAAUUCGACCCAUCCAUCCCAGGACCAUCCAGCCAGUGAAUUUCCCAUCGGUUACAAUUUCGGGCCAACGUUUGUUUAAUCAUAAUUUUUUAAACUUUAAAUAAUUCAGUGUUUGAUAAAUGUUCGAAAAAAAUUUUUCCAGACAAUUUUCUCUUUUUUCUCUACUUUUCUCUUGCAUUUUUCUGAAGUUUUCUGUUCUGUUUAUUUAUUCAAUUGAUUGAAUAAUAAAUGUUAGUUUU
Molecule: messenger RNA, 567 nt
Organism: Caenorhabditis elegans
Lineage: Eukaryota; Metazoa; Nematoda; Chromadorea; Rhabditida; Rhabditidae
Gene: F31B9.7
Product: Coiled-coil domain-containing protein 152
Exons: 3
Coding region: 29-367 (112 amino acids)
Source: RefSeq, marked reviewed